This is a messenger RNA of Bactrocera dorsalis (oriental fruit fly), 5214 nucleotides long. Its product is annotated as piggyBac transposable element-derived protein 4-like. Bases 481 to 2289 code for a protein of 602 amino acids. NCBI's taxonomy places the organism in Eukaryota, Metazoa, Arthropoda, Insecta, Diptera, Tephritidae. The transcript has 2 exons. The record is from RefSeq and is a predicted model, not a curated record.
CCAAAUUUAAGAAACAAACGCGUAUUACCAUGCCUUAGGAUGGCUAAUUGCUUAUAAAACCAAUUUGAUAUCCUCAGUCUGAGUCUUAUGGUGAGUUGUACGUACACAUUUUUUUUCCAGGACGAGCCAGUUUUUUUACAUAAUUUUUUAAAAACUUUUCGUACGCGUAUACAAUUUGUGGGUCAUUUUGAACACCAAGAAAAUUUUUGCUCAAAUGUGACUAAACAAAAAAAGCGUGCUAGUGCUCAUUUGUGAAUUUUGCGGUGCCUAGUGAUAACGGUAUUGAACUUUAUUUUCUGAUUUUUUUUUAUGCUAUGUAUGUACGUAUGUAUAUAGUUGGUGAAUUUUGUUUUGCUCUGGGAUAACUGUAUUCUACUACAUACAGCAAACAUACGUACAAGCUUAUGAAAAUGUGAAGACGCUCGUGUAGACAAUUUUUUUGCUCAGUGAUAUGCGAAUGUAAAAAUCUGUGCCAUUAAAAUGCAGCGAAGAAACCAGAUUCUAUCACGGCAAAGAAUUGAAGAAAUUUUCAAUGAUGAUGACGAGUCACUUGAUGAAGCGUCUGAUGAAGAUCAAGAUUUUCGAUGUGAUGAAUCUGAAAUAAAUGAGUCUGAUAUAUCUACAGAUUCUUUUGAUAGCGCUGAAAGUCUUAGCAGAGAAACACAAGGAAAUAAGGAAUGUUUUCCUGCAAAAGAUGGUACGAUUGUUUGGUAUAAAGAUCCUCAACAAAUUCAAUGCAGCAGAAUGCGACAAGAAUGCAUUCUUUCAAAUAAACCAGGCCCUUCACAACACGCACGUUCCUUGGUUGCUAGCAUAAAAGGUGCUUUCGAUUUAUUCAUUUCACUAGAACUGAAACAAAUUAUUGUUGAAAUGACCAACCUCAAGGGCGUGCAGUUAUAUGAAAGUAAGUGGGAGAUCAUUGAUAUAAUGGAACUGGAAGCAUACUUUGGGCUGCAGAUCAUGGCUGGUGUUUCCAAGUCUAACGGGGAAAGCUUGAGAUGCUUAUGGGAUGAAACAAAUGGAAGACCCAUAUUCCGCGCUGUUAUGCAUAUUGAAAGAUUUAUGCAAAUUUCACGAUGCCUCCGUUUUGAUAGCCAUGAAGAUAGGGAAACCAGACGGUUACGUGAUAAGCUAGCUCCAAUAAGAAAUAUUUGGGACAAAUGGAGCAAAAAUCUUAAACUGAUGUAUAAUCCAAAUGAAAAUGUGACCGUCGAUGAGCAGCUGGUACCUUUUCGUGGAAGAUGCUGUUUUAGACAGUACAUACCUUCCAAACCUGCCAAAUAUGGCAUAAAAAUAUGGGCUCUUUGCGAUUCCAAGUCCAACUACGCAUGGAAUAUGGAUGUCUAUCUAGGAAGGGCCAGAAAUACUCAGCCAGAAAAGAAUCAAGGUAAAAGCUAUCAACAUGAGAAAAAUAGCAGUGAAACAAAUAAUACAAAAAUAUUUUCUUUAGGUGAAAAUGUAGUUAUAAAUCUCACACGCAAUUUGGGGAGAGGUUAUACCGUCACGUGUGACAACUUUUUUACAACCUACAAUUUGGCUGUCGAAUUGCUACGACGUAAAAUAACGGUAGUAGGAACAGUUAGAAAGAACAAGAAGUUUCUUCCCCUCCAAGCUAUUGACGUCAGGAAAAAACCAGAGUAUUAUUCGGAAUUCUUUUUCACACAAAAUGUGACUGUUGUGACCUAUAUGCCAAAGAAAUACAAAUUCGUUGUUGCAAUGAGUACUCUUCAUCAUUCGGCAGAGACUAGGGCUGAUCAGAAAAAGAAACCAGAAAUAAUACAUCACUAUAAUGCGACUAAAGCAGGUGUUGAUGCGCUGGACCAAUUAGUAGCAACGUACACAUGUAAACGCCAAACGAAACGAUGGCCAGUUGCACUCUUUUCCAAUAUGGUCGAUGUUUCGGGAUAUAACGCAUAUGUUAUAUGGACCGAACUUAAUCCCGAAUGGAACAGAAAUAAAAACUUUAAGCGGGGAUUAUUUUUAGUAGACUUGGCCACAUCUUUGGUAACUCCGCACAUUGCACGCCGAAAGCGAAUGCCCUAUGGUCCUGCUGCAAAAAGAGUUGUGGAAAACAUCCAGGAAGCAGUCGCAGCAGACACUCCCAGUUUAUCCACGGUCGUGCAGCCUCAAGAUUCUCCAUUAUGCUUCUUGGGUAAGAGGCAAAGGUGUUUUUAUUGUCCACAUACUAAAAACUCCAACAAGCAUUCAGUUCGUUGCGAUAAAUGCUUGAAAUUUAUAUGCAAACAACAUAGUAUAAAGGCAGUUAUAUGUAUAAAUUGUCAGAAUUGAUGUAUUUUUUACUGAGUCCUAUUGAAAACAAUUUUGAAUUUGUUAAUUUUAUGUUUGAAUAAUAAAAAAAAUGAGUUUGCCAUUAUAAUUUUAACAUACUGACGUGUUUUUGCUAUUGGGUCAUAUUGACCCACAAAUUGUUUAUGAGGGGUACAAUCUCAAUUUGUGCAGAAGGGUUAAACAUGUGAGUUCAGGUGGAACAGUACAUUUCAUACUUGUAACCAGAUGUUGGAAAAUCCUGAAAUACAUAAGUUAUAUUGGAGCUUGGGCAAGUUUUCACCUGAUUUUAUAUAUUUUAGGCACAAAGAUGAUUGGGUAUAUGGGAGCUAAGGGAUGUACUGACCGGAUUCAAUCCAUUUUUGAUAUAACUACAUACAUACAUACUUUUAUCAGGAAAGGAUUUUCUGCGAAUUUCAAUCACACAUUCACUGAUAUUUCUGGUAAAAUCCGAUUUUGACAAUUUUUAUACUCUCGCAACAAAGUUGCUAAAGAGAGUAUUAUAGUUUUGUUCACAUAACGGUUGUUUGUAAGUCCUAAAACUAAAAGAGUCAGAUAUAGGGUUAUAUAUACCAAAGUGAUCAGGGUGACGAGUAGAGUUGAAAUCCGGACGUCUGUCUGUCCGUCCGUCCGUCUGUCCGUCCGUCCGUGCAAGCUGUAACUUGAGUAAAAAUUAAGAUAUCAUGAUGAAACUUGGUACACGUAUUUCUUGGCUCCAUAAGAAGGUUAAGUUCGAAGAUGGGUAAAAUCGGCCCACUACCACGCCCACAAAAUGGCGGAAACCGAAAACCUAUAAAGUGUCAUAACUAAGCCAUAAAUAAAGAUAUUAAAGUGAAAUUUGGCACAAAGGAUCGCAUUAGGGAGGAGCAUAUUUGGAAGUAAUUUUUUUGGAAAAGUGGGCGUGGCCCCGCCCCCUACUAAGUUUUUAGUACAUAUCUCGGAAACUAUUAUAGCUAUGUCAACCAUUAACCAACAAUGUCGUUUCCUUCAGGCAUUUCCAUAUACAGUUCGAAAAUGGAAGAAAUCGGAUAAUAACCACGCCCACCUCCCAUACAAAGGUUAUGUUGAAAAUCACUAAAAGUGCGUUAACCGACGAACAAAAAACGUCAGAAACACUAAAUUUUACGGAAGGAAUGGCAGAAAGAAGCUGUACCCAGGCUUUUUUUAAAAAUUGAAAAUGGGCGUGGCCUCGCCCACUUAUGGACCAAAAACCAUAUCUCAGGAACUACUCGACCGAUUUCAGUGAAACUCGGUUUGUAAUACUUUUUCAACACUCUGAUGACAUGUACGAAAUAUGGGCGAAAUCGGUUCACAACCACGCCUUCUUCCAAUAUAACGUUAUUUUGAAAUCCAUCUGAUGCCUUCUCUGUAUAAUACGAGUAUGUAUAUACAUUAGGAACCAAAAUAAAAAAAAUAUGGAAAUGACGGAUAAUGAAAUCUCGAUUAUCACCUUAUCAUGCGAGAGUAUAAAAUGUUCGGUGACACCCGAACUUAGCCCUUCCUUACUUGUUAUACUUACGUACAUAUCUUAAUGAAAAUGAAGGAAUCAAAUGAAAGUUGUGUUAUGUUGUAACAUAGACAUGUUAGGAUAUGUUACCGAAAUUGAAAUUGGUCCAGCAGAUCCCAAGAUAUGACAUCUUAUAAAGUUUUCCUGUAUCAUCCCGAAUCUAAAAUUCAAUGCCUCUGACGCUUUCAUUUAAGAGGUGUCAAAUCGGUGUUAUAAUUCAUAAUUCUAGACAUAUGGGAAGAUCGGACACAAAUGAAAGACAUGAGUCACUGUAUUAUUAUAAAUGAGUGAAAACCUUUCGAUUUGCAAUCGAGCAAACUCCCCUAUCUUUGUGACUGCUGGCAGAACGGAGCUCCUUGACGUUACGCUAGCUUCUGGGAAUAUUGUUCCCUUGAUCAUAGAUACAUAUAUAAGUUUCUGCUUGGACCUUUUGCGCCCAGAAUGCAAAGCAAAUAGAUACAUACAUAUUUUAGGAAUAUAAAUUGGGACUUGUAUUACAGUAAACUUCGACAGGGAAUUGAUCCUAUUCGCAAAUGCGAUUGAUGAGCUCAUCAAUGUCUUCAGUUCUGUGUCUAGGGUUACUCUUGAAAGCUCCUGUCCUUGAAAUCUGAGAAGGUAAACGCGAAACUCCGUGAAACGGGUUGUCACGGUUUAAGCUGUACGGGCUUCCUGGGCCUUCUCAAUGGACAUCACCUCAGCUGGGCGCUGAAUCCCUGCUCAGCAUGCCUAUAUUAUAUGCAAGUCGGCCGACAUUGGUUUGUACGAUGUAUUUUAUGGCUGAAUGUGGUAUCCCCGCAAAACUAAUCAAACUUUGUAAGCUGACGUUGAGCAACACAAAUAGUUCCGCCAGCAUCGAGAAGGACCUUCCCGAGCCGUUCGAUACGAAGCGAGUGUGGCUUUUUCAAUCUAUUGCUGGAGAAAAUAAUGCGAGCUGCAGAGCUAAAUAGAGAAGGUACAAUAUUCUACAAGAGUAUACAGCUGCUAGCCGACGCCGAUGAUAUUGAUAUCAACCACCACCGCGCGAAGUGAUACGUAGUUGCCGCGAGAAACGCGAGUGAUCCUAGCGCAACUUCGUUCUGGGUAUUGUAGCAGGUUAAACUCCUACUUAUCCAGAAUCGACCCCGACAUAUCCAAUAUAUGUCCUGCAUGCAACGAGUCUCCGCAUGACACUGGCCACCUCUUUGCAUGCCCCACAAACCCAACUCAUCUAACACCUUCCUCCCUUUGGUCCGAUCCCGUCGAAACAGCGCGUUUCCUGGGCCUACCGUUAGAUGACCUCGACGACAACACAGAUGACCCUUACCACCCUAACGGGGAUUAGCAUAUCCGUUAAAACAACAAACAACAAACGUAUGGAUCUGGUUGUGAACGAGGACAAGACGAAAUAUCUCCUGUCAUCAUACAAACCGUCAUCGCACGUC